CUUCACCGAGGUUUGGCAGAAGCUGUGACCUUGAGCUCAGCGCAGGCUGACCUUUAUACGAGAUACAUGAAAGAAGCUAAAGAAGCAACUAAGAAUGGAUAUCUGGAGGAAGCACUUAAGCUUUUCAAUUUGGCAAAGGACAUUUUUCCCACUGAAAAGCUGAUGAGUAGAAUCCAGAAACUGCAGGAAGCUUUGGAGGAGUUGAAACAUGAAGACGAUGAUGAAUUCACAGAUGUGUGCAACUCUGGUCUGCUGAUUUAUCGAGAAUUACAUAACCAACUGUUCGAGCACCAGAAGGAAGGUGUGGCUUUCCUCUAUAGUCUAUACCGAGAUAGAAAAAAAGGAGGUAUCUUGGCAGAUGACAUGGGAUUGGGGAAGACUAUUCAGAUCAUUGCUUUCCUUUCUGGUAUGUUUGAUUCUUCACUUGUGAAUCAUGUGCUGUUAAUAAUGCCUACCAAUCUCAUCAGCAUGUGGAUAAAAGAAUUUGCCAAGUGGACCCCAGGAAUGAGAGUCAAAACCUUUCACGGUCCUAGCAAGAACGAACGUACUAGAAACCUCUACCGGGUUCAGCAAAGGAAAGGUGUUGUAAUCACUACAUACCAAAUGCUAAUCAACAAUUGGCAGCAGCUUUCCAGCUUUAAUGGCGAAGCAUUUGUGUGGGACUAUGUCAUCCUUGAUGAAGCUCAUAAGAUCAAGAGUUCGUCUACUAAGUCUGCACUGUGUGCACGUGCUGUCCCUGCACAUAAUCGCCUCCUCCUCACAGGGACCCCAAUCCAGAAUAAUUUACAAGAACUAUGGUCCCUAUUUGAUUUUGCUUGCCAGGGAUCCCUGCUAGGAACAUUAAGAACUUUUAAAAUGGAGUAUGAAAAUCCUAUUGUUAGAGCAAGAGAGAAGGAUGCUACUCCAGAGGAAAAAGCCUUGGGACUUAAGAUAUCUGAAAACUUAAUGGAAAUCAUAAAACCCUAUUUUCUCAGGAGAACUAAAGAAGUAGUACAGAGGAAAAAGUCAAGCAUCCUGGAGGUCAGACCCACUGAAGAGAAUUCAGGUGGUGAUGCCAUCUGCGAAAUGCCUUCUCUUUCUAGGAAAAAUGAUUUAAUCAUUUGGGUACGUCUUGUACCUUUACAAGAAGAAAUAUACAGGAAAUUUGUGUCUUUAGAUCACAUCAAGGAGUUGUUACUGGAGACACGCUCACCUUUGGCUGAGUUAGGAGUCUUAAAGAAGCUGUGCGACCAUCCUAGGCUGCUGUCUACACGUGCUUGUCAUUUGCUGCAGUUAAGGACUGCUAAGAUCUCUGCUCAAGAUGGAAAUGAGGAUCAUUCCUCAGAUAUGGAUGACAUUUCUCAUGUAACUGAUGAUCUGUUGAUGAAAGAAUCUGGAAAGAUGAUGUUCUUAAUGGACCUGCUGAAGAGACUGCGAGAUGAAGGGCAUCAAACACUGGUAUUCUCUCAAUCAAGACAAAUUCUAAACAUCAUUGAACGCCUCCUAAGGAAUAAGCAUUUUAAGACAUUGCGAAUUGAUGGCACAGUUACUCAUCUUUUGGAGCGAGAAAAAAGGAUUAACUUAUUCCAGCACAAUAAAGAUUACUCUGUUUUUCUGCUUACCACUCAAGUGGGUGGUGUUGGCUUAACAUUAACUGCAGCAACUAGAGUGGUCAUUUUUGACCCUAGCUGGAACCCUGCAAGUGAUGCUCAAGCUGUGGAUAGAGUUUACCGAAUUGGACAAAAAGAAAAUGUUGUGGUUUAUAGGCUAAUCACUUGUGGGACUGUAGAAGAAAAAAUAUACAGAAGACAGGUUUUCAAGGGCUCAUUAAUCAGACAAACUACUGGUGAUAAGAAGAACCCAUUCCGCUAUUUCAAUAAACAAGAGUUAAGAGAGCUCUUUACUAUUGAGGAUUUCCAGAACUCUGCCACCCAGCUGCAGCUUCAGUCUCUGCAUGCUGCUCAGAGGAGAUCUGAUAAGACCCUAGAUGAACACAUUACUUACCUAUACUCUCUGGGAAUAGCUGGAAUUUCAGACCAUGAUUUGAUAUACACACAUGAUCUGUCUGUUAAGGAAGAGCUUGAUGUGAUAGAAGAAUCUCAGUAUAUUCAACAAAGAGUUCAGAAAGCUCAAUUCCUUGUUGAAUUCGAGUCUCAAAAUACAAUGGAAAAACAAAGAACUGGAAAUGAGGGUGUCUGGCCAACAACAUCUCUGUUUUAUUCUCAAACAAAAAAGAAAUGCCCUGAAUUGAAGAAACCCCAACCUCAGCUUUCAUCUCUUACAACUAAUCCUACCCAGGAAGAAGCUGUCAGUUUUCAAGUGGCAAGUAUACAUAUUGAAGAUCAGGAGUGCCCCAGUGUAAAUAUGCAUAGGACCACACUACAAGAUAGCGUGCACUUGUGUGGAAGCACAGUUCAUACUGAUUCUGUAGCCACUUUAUCCAAGGAGUUUGGGAGUAUAGAAGAAAUUUGGGCUGCCUCAUUACUGGAAACCACAAAAAGCUUUGCAGUUGAAAACGAAUCGCUGCAAAAGUCAUUACAAGAAGAGCCUGAGCAAGGGGCUGAUCUUGCAUUACGUGUAGAUGCACAGGAUGAUGAGAUUUUAUAUCACAGCAAUUCCAUAACAGAUGAAAAUAAAAAUGUAAAAUUAAAUAUAUCUGUUAUUGAAAUAGCUGAUGAAUCAGCAGCAGCCGAUAGUGUACUGCAGGGUGCCCAAGCCAAUGAAGCCAAGUCAGAAGGGGAACCUGUAGCAUCUUCACCUCAAUAUGCAUGUGACUUCAAUCUUUGCUUGGAAGACUAUGCAGACAAUACACGAGAUCUCUCCACUCAGUCUUUGGAGUGUGUUAAAAAAGAAAAUGGCUUGUGUGGCUCCACAGCUAAUUCUAGGGCAGAGUCCGUGCACAGCGAAGCAUGUCUCAGUUUGGAUUUUUCUAAAAAAGACAAUGACCCAGAGGAAGCGGUAGUUAGUAUUAAAAGCAGAAGCAAAGCUAGAAGGAUUAUUUCAGAUGAUGAAGAUGAGGAUGCUUCUUUUAAAGGUCCUUUACAUGCAAGUCCAUUCAAUACAUCUCUCUUUCAGUUCUCAUCAGAGAAACAAUUUGAUGCUUCUACUCCCAAAGAUGACAAUUUACCUGGAAGAUUCUUUUCACCUAAAAUACCUGCUAGUGUAAAUCAGUCCAUAAAACCUAGGAGAUCUCUAGCUUCUAGAAGGUCUCUGAUUAAUGUGGUUUUAGACCAUGUGGAAGAUAUGGAGGAGAGACUUGAUGGCAGUGAAGCAGAGGGUUCUAAAGGUGAUCUGGAGGAAGGAGCAGAAGAAAGCAGUGACAGUGCCUCAGAGAAAACAGAAGAUGCUUCUGGAGAAAGGCUGUCUUCAGAAAAUAAGUCUGUUGAGCUAACUGUGUCUGAGCCACUAGGCUCUGGCCUACAGUCCUCUCCUGGCAUGCCUGACCCUUUGUCUGCUGGCCCCAUGGUUGAUUCUCCGCAGGAUAAGACAACAGAGGCUGAAAAUGACUAUGAGACUCUCAUAACUCGAGGAAAAGAACUGAAAGAAUGUGGAGAAAUACAGGAGGCCUUGAAAUGCCUAGUUAAGGCGCUUGACAUAAAAAGUUCUGAUCCUGAAGUCAUGCUUAUGACUUUGAGCUUGUACAAGCAACUUAGCAACACUUAAAAAUGUUGUAAUCUAUACGUUGUGGUUUUACAAGGAUUUUGUUCAUAUUUUUGAGAUAGAGUCCACCAGAAACUUACAAACCUCUUG
Messenger RNA from Octodon degus (degu), 3729 nucleotides. It is a transcript of the gene Ercc6l, whose product is annotated as ERCC excision repair 6 like, spindle assembly checkpoint helicase. The transcript has 2 exons. Gene Ontology annotation, molecular function: ATP-dependent chromatin remodeler activity; DNA translocase activity; ATP binding. Lineage: Eukaryota; Metazoa; Chordata; Mammalia; Rodentia; Octodontidae. The record is from RefSeq and is a predicted model, not a curated record. Bases 67 to 3642 code for a protein of 1191 amino acids.